Messenger RNA from Morchella importuna, 1062 nucleotides. RefSeq lists its product as uncharacterized. The transcript has 2 exons. The record is from RefSeq and is a predicted model, not a curated record. Gene Ontology annotation, cellular component: cytosol. The coding region runs from base 1 to 1062 and encodes 353 amino acids. Lineage: Eukaryota; Fungi; Ascomycota; Pezizomycetes; Pezizales; Morchellaceae. Gene Ontology annotation, biological process: ubiquitin-dependent protein catabolic process. Gene Ontology annotation, molecular function: polyubiquitin modification-dependent protein binding.
AUGAAAGAUGAAGAAACUAUAGGAACUUACAAGAUCCAAUCUGGGCAUACAGUUCACAUGGUCAGGGGUGCUGCUUCCAAUGCGCAGAGAGGUGCUGCUUCGGGUGGCUCAGCGAAUGCAGAAGCAGCAAACAGACCGGGUGUACCGGUGAAUCUUGCAGCGGGGACUGGAAACAACCCACUUGCGGGGUUGACGGGGGCGAGAUAUGCAGGCCAUGUGCAGUUGCCAAGUGCAGAGAUGUUUGGACCUGAUGGAGGGAUGGGCCCCCCACCCGACCCAGAGCAGCUUGCCCAGGCCAUGAAUAACCCUCAAUUCGCAUCAACAAUGAACGAAAUGCUUCGAAACCCCCAGCUUCUUGAUUACAUAAUCGCAUCCAACCCUAUGCUUCAAUCGCUUGGACCAGAGGCUCGCCGCCUUAUGAAUAGCGACAUGUUCCGUCAAAUGAUGACCAACCCUGAUGUCCUCCGACAAAUGGGUCAGAUGGGCGGUUCCCUUGGUGGUCGUGGUUUUGGUGGAAUGGGUGGUGCGCCUGCGCCGUCCUUCCCGGAGCCAGGGAGAACAGAUACAACCCCCGCUCCUGCCGGUCCGGAGGGGCCUACUACAAACACCAACCAACCUGCUGCCGGUCAACCCAAUCCAUUUGGAGCUGCUGGUGGAGCAAACCCCUUCGCUGCUUUAUUUGGUGGACCUCCUCCUGCUAGUGGGGCAAACGCACAAUCACCAGGUGCUGGUGGAGUUCCACCACAUCCGUUCGGAAUCAACCCAGCGUUGUUGGGUAUGCUUGGCGGCAUGAAUCCUGCAGCAGGCGGUCAACAGGCUCCAUUGUUUGAUCCAGCUACAAUGAAUGCUUUGCUUGGUGCCAUGGGACAAGGAGGCGCACCAUAUGUCGGUUCCCCGCCUCCACAGACCCCAGCAGAUACCAGACCACCAGAAGAAAGAUACGCAGAACAGCUGAGGCAGCUUAAUGACAUGGGUUUCUUUGAUUUCGACAGGAACGUAGAGGCUCUUAGAAGGAGUGGGGGGAGUGUACAAGGCGCUAUCAAUCAAUUGUUGGGUGGCUAG